UCAACAUUGAACACAAGACAAAACCGCGUCACAAAAACGACACACUACAAAUACAACUCUUUGUUUCCCUCUUCUUCUUCAUCACACUCUCUUAUACACUGUAUUAAAUACAGUAUAUCUCAGUUUCAUUCUCUCUUCCUUCCGAUUUCACAAAAGAUGGGCGUCAAAAGUUUCGUUGAAGGUGGGAUUGCCUCUGUAAUCGCCGGUUGCUCCACUCACCCUCUCGAUCUCAUCAAGGUUCGUCUUCAGCUCCACGGCGAAACUCCUUCCUCCUCCACCGUCACUCUCCUCCGUCCAGCUCUCGCUUUCCCCAACUCUUCUCCUGCUGCUUUUCUCGCCGAGACCACCUCUUCUGUUCCCAAACUUGGACCGAUUUCACUCGGAAUCAACAUCGUCAAGUCGGAAGGCGCCGCCGCGUUAUUCUCCGGCGUCUCCGCUACACUUCUCCGUCAGACUCUCUAUUCUACCACCAGGAUGGGUCUUUACGAAGUGCUUAAGAACAAAUGGACUGAUCCUGAGUCAGGAAAGCUGAGUCUGAGUCGUAAGAUCGGUGCAGGGCUGCUCGCUGGUGGAAUCGGAGCCGCCGUUGGAAAUCCGGCCGACGUGGCGAUGGUUAGGAUGCAAGCUGACGGGAGGCUUCCUUUAGCACAGCGUCGUAACUACGCCGGAGUAGGAGACGCAAUCAAGAGCAUGGUGAAGGGAGAAGGCGUAACGAGCUUGUGGCGUGGCUCUGCUCUGACGAUUAACAGAGCGAUGAUUGUGACGGCGGCUCAGCUUGCAUCGUACGAUCAGUUCAAGGAAGGGAUUGUGGAGAGUGGUGUGAUGGAGGACGGGCUCGGGACUCACGCGGUUGCGAGUUUCGCGGCGGGUUUCGUCGCGUCGGUGGCGUCGAAUCCGGUGGAUGUGAUAAAGACGAGAGUGAUGAAUAUGAAGAUGGGAGCGUACGAAGGCGCGUGGGAUUGUGCGGUGAAGACUGUUAGAGCUGAAGGAGCUAUGGCUCUAUAUAAAGGCUUUGUUCCUACGGUUUGUAGGCAAGGACCUUUCACUGUCGUUCUCUUCGUUACCUUGGAGCAAGUCAGGAAGCUGCUUAGUGAUUUUUGAUACUUCUAUUCUUUUAUUGAUGAUGAUGAUGAUGAUGACGACUACUAUUUUAGUAUAUUCAUUUUUUCAUUUUUGAAAUACAGUAGUGAACCCAAAGAGGGAAGAGGAGUUCAAUAUACUUUUGUUCAAAUCCUUGUUAUAAAUACAAUUCAAUUUCUGUUCC
Messenger RNA from Capsella rubella, 1264 nucleotides. Its product is annotated as mitochondrial uncoupling protein 4. Gene Ontology annotation, molecular function: malate transmembrane transporter activity; antiporter activity; succinate transmembrane transporter activity. Gene Ontology annotation, biological process: malate transmembrane transport; thiosulfate transport; phosphate ion transmembrane transport. The transcript has a single exon. The record is from RefSeq and is a predicted model, not a curated record. NCBI's taxonomy places the organism in Eukaryota, Viridiplantae, Streptophyta, Magnoliopsida, Brassicales, Brassicaceae. The coding region runs from base 157 to 1101 and encodes 314 amino acids.